UUGUGCUGUUGUGUUUCCUCAAGGCAUCUAUGGUGCGCCUUUGCAUUUUGAUGCUCCAUCUGCUGGAAUCAUUUCACCUCAUGGAGGUGAUGAUCACAACUGUGGCCUUCCACAGGCGAGCACAAAUCCACCUCUGCCUGAACCAGGCUAUUUCACAAAACCUUUGGUUGCACCCACAAGUUUAAAACCUGCAGAAUCCAGCGUUAGUGCCGCACAGGACAAAUUAGGAUCGGCCUUUGCUAAAAAGGAAGGGCAGUGGGAAUGUAACAUUUCUUUAGUAAGAAAUGAACCCACUGCCCCAAAAUGCGUUACUUGCCAGAAUACAAGCAAAACUAAUUCAGCAGUAUCUCUUCAAGAAUUUUCCUUUAAACUUGAUGGGAAAACACCAGCGUGUACCUCUCAGAAUCCUGCAGAUGCUGAAGCGAAGCCUGAAAGGAAAGAUGUAUCUUUUCAAUGUGGAUGCCUCCAGGUGGAUUUAAAUAUGGCAUACAGGAGUUCAAUACGAAUACAGCUGAGAAAGAUGAUCUCCCCAAAGAGUGUACAACAGACUUGACAAACAUUGAUGAAAAAGACAAAAAUGAACUGCCUUCAAGUAGUGGAGUUACACUCCAAUCUCAAGAAACAGCAAACAGGGACAAGAGUGAGCACAUCCGUGAGAAAGGCACAUUGGUAAUGCCUCAUGUUUCUCGUACAAAUACAGCCAAAGCAUCUCCUUGUGGUAACAAUGCUGUAGCUGUACUGGAAGAAGCUACCAGCGAGAGAAGCGACCUCAGCCAUGGUGAUGAUGGUUCUGAUGCUGCUAUAGAAGCUUUAGAGGUAUCAAGCAGCUCUGAAACGCCAAGAAAAACAGUGGCUUCUGCUUCAAAGUUUGUAUUUAGAUCUGAAUCUGUCAAGAGCGUUUUCAGUAAUGAAAAGACAUUCCCAUUUGGGAGUACUUCGGCCAUUGGUUCCCUCUUUGGAUUCAGCUUUAAUCCUCCAAGAAAGAGCACUGAUGUAAUUUCAGUAUCUCAGAAAGCAGAGCAGGAAAAACCAGAAGUAGCUGAACCACUCAAAAGCUGUAGUGCAGCUCAGAAACCUUGGGAGAGCAAGGCAUCCAAGCUGGCUCCUUCAGCACAAGAUGGGCCCUCCAACUUCUCAUUUAAAAAUCCUGGAAAAAGCAGGCCCCCCAGUCAAACAUGAAUUGGAGAGGGAAUGUGUUACUGCUUUGGAAGCUAAACCUUCUGAGGAGAAGGCUAAAGGAGAAACUCCACAGGUCCCUUCCACAUCUGUCUGUGGCGUUAAUAGCAGUGCGGAGGAUGCCAGUCCAGAAGGGACUCAGGAAGAAGUUAAAACUCAAAGAAAGAAAGUACAAGUCAAGUCUUUACGAAAGUUUAGGCAAUAAAUUUGCAGUAUUAUUCUUAGACUAUCUUCACUUAUUGAGAAAUAAAGCAUCCAGCAGAUUAAAAACUACUUGUUUGGCUGUGUCUCAAGUC
Molecule: messenger RNA, 1472 nt
Organism: Meleagris gallopavo (turkey)
Lineage: Eukaryota; Metazoa; Chordata; Aves; Galliformes; Phasianidae
Source: RefSeq, a predicted model, not a curated record